Molecule: messenger RNA, 2166 nt
Organism: Dinoponera quadriceps
Lineage: Eukaryota; Metazoa; Arthropoda; Insecta; Hymenoptera; Formicidae
Gene: Vps37B
Product: vacuolar protein sorting-associated protein 37B
Exons: 4
Coding region: 472-1074 (200 amino acids)
Biological process (GO): protein targeting to vacuole; ubiquitin-dependent protein catabolic process via the multivesicular body sorting pathway; protein targeting to membrane
Cellular component (GO): ESCRT I complex
Source: RefSeq, a predicted model, not a curated record
UUCUGUAAUAUUAACAAUUUUUGAAAAUAAAAUAUAAAGAUGUUUCACACAUUUCAAUAUAAUGCAAGCCACAUACCUGAUAGAGACUUUUCGUAUAAAUUUCCGUUACGCUUACAUGCACUUCAAAGCUACACUUUCAUGCACUGCACUGACCACACUACCUCGAAAAAAACAGACCUCCAGACUUAGCGCUGACAGCGUACUCCCUGAAUGUAGCCACUGUCGUUAAAAGUUACUCAACAGGCCUACAGUUCAGCUAAAACGAACAGACCAGUUGUGUAUCAGGCGUGUCUAAUUUUAUCUACUAGCAUUCCAGCGAAAAAUAAAGUUAAACGAUUGUUCGUGAGUAAAUUUGUCAUCGCGUUAUCGUGAAUGUAUGUUCGGUAAGUUUUCCGUUUAGGAACAUAAAGACACGUAAUUUACAGUAUAAGAGAGUUGAUUAGAAUUUCGUCGCAAAUUGAUCGUCAAGAAAUGUACAAAUCAAGUCAAGAGCCGGAUAUACCUGCGGCAUUAGGUUUGCUGUCUCACUUAGAUAACGACGAACUAAAAGAACUAUUAAAUAAUGAUAGAAAAUUCGAAGACAUCAUGAAAGACAUAAAACAGUUUAAAGAUCUCGAGACUGAGAAGGAAAUGUUAAUGGCGAGCAACAGAUCUUUGGCAGAAUUCAAUCUAUCAAAACAACCUGCAUUGGAAGAGGACAAACAAAUUUUGAAAGAAUUAAGUGACAAGUCAGGUUCUAUGACCGCUGAUACCGCUAUGGACCUAUUGCAAGCAGCCACUGCAGAAAUUGAAGAAGAAUCAGAAACAGUAGCAGAAAAGUUUAUGACGGGUGAUAUCGAGGUAGACGAAUUCCUGGACCAGUUUUUAACCAGAAGAAAAUUAAUGCAUUUGCGCAAGGUCAAAGUAGAUAAAUUGAGGGAGCUAAUAAGAAAAGGAUACUCCACAAGCAGUACACCUGGUUAUCCAACCAUUUCAAAUUUUCCUGGAAUAGCACCAUUCAUACCUUAUCCAACUGGACCUGUAGCUAUGCCGAUGCCACUGCCAUCAGGAUUGCCAGUUUAUAGACCAUAUUAAUUCAUAUGUAAUGUUACUUGUUAUAUAUAUUUAUUUUUUCUAAAGUAUCUAAAAGGCUUUCACUUACAACAUAAUAUGUUUAAUAUUAAUAUUCUUUACAUAUAACUUCUCUCGUGGAUUUCAUAAUUAAUUCUUAUUCUUUUUAUAUUGGAUAAUAUAUAUUGUACAAAUAUAUAUACACACAUGGUAUGUCUCAUUCUGCUUUUAUCAUUCAAAAUCUUGAAAUCGAGUUAACCUUAAAGUAAUUUAAAAAAAUUAUUUUAAUGGCAAUGAUAUAAACAUAACUCUCCUUUGAAAUUUUACAACUUUUGCUUGAAACAUUUUCUUUAAAAAAAUUUUUCAAGAUAUCUGAGUGUCAAAAAUAAAAUGGGACAUCUUGUAUAUGUGUUAUACAUUACAUCAAAAGAUUAAAAGUUCAUCUUUCCUGUCCUUGAAAUUAAGUAAAUUUUAAGAGAGUGUGAUAUCGGCGAAAUGAGGUGAUUAAAAUCAUAAUAAGGUGGUUAAAAAAAAUUAAAACUCACAGAUGCUUUUCAUUUUAACCCUUAGCGAAGGAAUGCCGCCAUAUUCGCGAAUAUAAUGUCGCGAAUAUGGCGGCAUUCGUUCGCUAAGGGUUAAUAUAUGUUAUAAAAGAUAGAGUUAUGAGUAAUCUUUACAAUUAUAUAGGAGUCGUAUACAGGGUGGCUCAUUAUGUAAGUAUUAUACAAGCUGUUUUCCUUAUAAUUAUUCAUAGUUAUAUACAAUUAGAUUAAUCCACAUAUAGUGUAAUGUUAUCAUAUAUGGCUUCAUAUUUAGUUAUGCAGGGUCAUUUAUAGUAUGUAUAUUAAAUAUGAAACUGUAUAAUCAAAUAUAUCAGAUAUGUAACCAUAUGAUCCAGUCUGAUUUCAUAUCUGAACAUAUAUGACUUUCAUGUCUAAUCAUGAUUCGACUGGAUGACCAGACUGCAUCAGGUUUACAUAUUUGAUGUAUUUGAUGAUAUAGUUUCAUAUUUGAUGUACAUAUUAUGAAUGGUCAUGACUGAAUAUGUGAAGCCAUGAUAUAUAAUAUAAAAUUAUACUACAUUAUAUGCUAUAAUACUUUAUAAGGUCUAAUAAU